AUGGAUCUCUACUGUCUUGUUAUACGUUUCUAUAUCAACGGCAAUGAGAUCGAUGUAAGCAAAUCUUCAUCACAAUCAUUAGCAGACGUCAGCAAUUUUAGCCGAGCAAAGCAAAAUGAUUUUCUCGGAAAAGAACAUUUUUCCUCUUUUGAUUUGGAAUAUAAAAAUUCCUUACGGGAAAAACUUGUCGAGGGCUUUUCAAGAUUCCCAAAGGAUUAUUUUGUCGCUGGCAUUUCCUGUGAAUGUGACGAUGAUAUAUUCAACGGCAUGCCUGUGAUUGCUAAAAAUAAAACGCAACGGUCACGGGACGAUUGCAACGCCUCGGGACCAUCGCCUUGGGACACUGAAAAUGAGCAAAAAUGA
This is a messenger RNA of Clunio marinus, 363 nucleotides long. NCBI's taxonomy places the organism in Eukaryota, Metazoa, Arthropoda, Insecta, Diptera, Chironomidae. The record is from the annotation of a GenBank genome assembly.